GACUUCCUCACCGAAGCACAAAUCUUCUGCCACCGAUGUCGCAGAAGGUCGCAAGGCCUUCGGACGAAGGAGUUGUUCGCAGCUCAGUGGUACCUCCGCCCUGCGAAUGAAGGCACUGGAGACCCAGAAGAGCUUCACGCGCCCCAAGUUUUGGGUCUUAGCCUUCGGCUGGUUCUUGGCCUUCUGUGCAGGGAUGGUGAACACUGUGUCCUUUCGCAUCUGGGGCGUGUAUGUCUCUCACAUGACCGGCACCUCCACCGCCAUCGGCUUACGCCUGGAGGGCUUUCAUCACGACAAGCAUGAGGAUGACAUCCUCAUCCAGGCCCUUUUCCUGGUGCUCUCAUUCGUGUUGGGCUCGUUUACCUGUGGCUUGCUCAUUGACAAGAACCAGGUGCACUUUGGAGGCAAAUCUCUGUAUGGGGUCGCCUUGCUCGGAAAUGCCUUGCUGCUGGGCAUCGCCGUGCUGGUGUCUAAGCCGACCUUGAGUGGCUGCUUGUCCGCGGGCGCCUGCGGCUUGCAGAAUGCGAUGUGCACCUCCCACUUCGGAGCAGUGGUUCGGACCACGCAUGUGACGGGAACUCUCACGGACAUUGGUUCCACACUGGGGCGCUUGGCCAUGAUGCACUUGCGCAGAGGUUGCCGAAGGUCUCGCAUGAACAUCCUGGACAAGGCCGAGGUGGGCGUUGAUCUGAAGAAGCUCUUGGUGCUGCUGCCCAUGUGGAUCGCCUUUGUCCUGGGCAGUACCCUGGGUGCCUACUGCGAACAUGAGCUGGGGCAAUACGCUUUGCUCAUCCCGGCCAGCUUCACACUGAGCUUGGGUCUGGUCUACACCUUGUUGAGGUCUUUGCUGAAGGAAACCAUCAAGCGCUUUGAACAGGAACGCUUGAACGAGAAGAUCAAAGAGGUACAGUUGGCCAUAGUGCGGACGGGUUCCAGGCUCGCGGGACAAAGUUCUGAGAACCUGCAAGAGAUCGACGAAGAGAUGGGAGAGAUGUUGGAGGUCUUGUCAGAGGUAGAUGGUUGCGUCAGCAACCUCUGCGAUACACCUCGAGCCCAUUCAGAAAUGGGAAUGGAGCAGAGCACUGCAGAUGAGAAGGCGGUUGAGCCACCUGUCAGCCCACAUGAAUCCCUGUGA
This is a messenger RNA of Cladocopium goreaui, 1135 nucleotides long. The record is from the annotation of a GenBank genome assembly. Lineage: Eukaryota; Dinophyceae; Suessiales; Symbiodiniaceae.